GCGGUGUUGAUGUAAAAAGAGCAAAUCAAAACAAAUCACCAGAAUCAGCUUCAGGUUUCCACUUUGAGUUUAUUAGCGGUCUUUGAGCAGUUCUUAAAUCCAACUGAAUGCAUUAUUAAUUUAUCCGUUUUCGUGAAUUGAAAAAGCUCAGUGAAAUUGCCAGAUCGUUCUCAAUUAUAAUUUGCACCAUGGCAGACGACCAAAAAUUUGGAGUUGAUCUUGAAGAUGAUUGCAAAAUGACUGACAUGACUGCUUCGUAUUCGGAGAUUUCCUUCGAUUCACAACCGGCGUCGCCCGUUGGGUCGACAAUUUUCGACGACCACGGUUUCGCCAGUCGACCUGACACUCUAGAGCUGGGCGACGGUCUGGUCAGGAUAGAAGGAACCCUUACUCAGGAGGGAGACAUGGUCUCCUUUGUGGCGGAAGACCUGGAAACGAAAAUCAAACUUGCCAGUCCGGUCUCGAGAAAAGAAACUCCGGUGGGUCCAGUUGGCUCAUGGAACUCUGGUUCCAACCUGUACAAACAGGCCCUGAUGCCGCAGAUGCCCAGUGUUGAUCCGAGUAUUUUAAACGAUUUGGAGGCCGAAGCUAAAAGAAUUGCCACUUCAGUCGACACACUGACGGAAAACCUGGCUGGAAUUUUGCACAGCGUUUCAGCGCUCACAGUGGAAUGUCUUGAAACCUACAGAGAUGCUGUGUGCAAAACUUGCGACUCUGUGGAUUCUAAUAUCAAGGCUAUGUAUCAGUUGAUGGCCAAAACUGAGGAGUUAAGCAAAUCAAUGAAACCCAUUUAUACUUUGGCUGAGCAAAUAAAGGAACUGAAAAGACUUUUGGAUUUAUUAGAAAAUGCGGUUAACGUUUAAACGGCAACUUCUUUCUAUGUCAACCACAUCGCAGAUCUCACAACCAUAAUUUAUAAUUCCAACAAAUUUAAAACAAAUUACGUAGAAGUAAAAUAGUUAUUUAUAGUUGAUGUAAAGGAUAAUGUGAUAAUUAAGAAAAAACAGAAAAUAAUA
Molecule: messenger RNA, 1016 nt
Organism: Neocloeon triangulifer
Lineage: Eukaryota; Metazoa; Arthropoda; Insecta; Ephemeroptera; Baetidae
Gene: BORCS6
Product: BLOC-1-related complex subunit 6
Exons: 6
Coding region: 189-863 (224 amino acids)
Biological process (GO): lysosome localization
Cellular component (GO): BORC complex
Source: RefSeq, a predicted model, not a curated record